AUGAAGCCUCUGCGCGGCAGCGCCACCAAGGGAGGGGGUGCUGUCUUGCUGGACUCACUGAAAAUUCUGCGGCUGGCCCGAAUGUUGAAGCUUUUCAAUGUUUUCAUGCGGGCCGACCUGGCGUGGACAGAAAGUGACACCUUCCAGGCCUUCAUAAUGGGCGUGAUCGCGGUCAGUAGCUUGAUGAUGGGCUUCCAGACAGACUACCCAGACUUGAGUAUUUGGUAUUUUUGGGAGCAGACAGUUCUCUUCAUUUUCGCGUUCGAGCUCGCAGCCCGUGCGAAGCAAGCAGGAAUUCUGGCUUUCUUGUGCAGCCCCACGGACCGGGUCUGGAACUAUUUCGAUUCAUUCAUCGUCGGCUCUGGUGUCACCGACUUGUGGCUACUGCCCACGAUCAAGAUGGUGAAGUCAAUGCUGGGCAUGACUGUCAAGGGCCAUGGGUCAUCCAUCACGCAGUUCCUAGGCGUCCUGCGAAUCCUCCGGCUCUUUCGCAUCCUGCGCCUGCUGCGGCUCAUCAAGAGCAUCCCGCCCUUGUUCAACCUCCUCCAGGGAAUCACCCACGCGAUGGCGGGCAUGAUGUGGGUCGGCGUGCUGGCCAUCGUCGUGCUGUAUGCCUUCGGGCUCCUCACCGUGGCGCUGCUCCGCGACGGCCUGGUCGAGAACGCGUAA
Prorocentrum cordatum is the source of this 669-nucleotide messenger RNA. The record is from the annotation of a GenBank genome assembly. NCBI's taxonomy places the organism in Eukaryota, Dinophyceae, Prorocentrales, Prorocentraceae.